Molecule: messenger RNA, 486 nt
Organism: Didymodactylos carnosus
Lineage: Eukaryota; Metazoa; Rotifera; Eurotatoria; Philodinida; Philodinidae
Source: the annotation of a GenBank genome assembly
AUGAUGAAUUAUUCAGGCUUUGCAUUGUCAACUGUCCAUAGGCGGAGAAAUUAUGCACGAAGCAUUUUACCAUAUGUCGCUCCUGUUACUGUUGAAUUAGGCACGAAUGCUAUGGGUUCACAGCUUACGUGUCAAUAUAUUCCAGUAAGAGAAAUGUUAAAAGUGUAUCUUGAAAAUCCUGCAAUGAAAGCUCAUUUAAAUGAUCUUAGGGAAAGUGCUGAUGGAAUAAUAAGAGAUUUUACUGAUGGAUUCGUAUAUCAAAAUCAUACCUUUUUUUCUAGUAAUGGUCUUAGUAUCGUUGUUAUGUUAUACCAAGAUCGAUUUGAGCUUACAAAUCCUUGUAAUUCUAUGAAUAAAAAAAGGAAAAUGGUCGGUUUUUAUCUAAAUUUAGGCAAUGUUCCAAACCAAUUUCGUUCAUUAGUACAGCCAAUAAAAUUAGUUCUUUUAAUUGAAGAAAAAGUUUUAAAAUAUUUUUGGACAUGCUAG